AUGUUGUUCUCUCCCGUUCUCUCCUUAUUCUCCUUUCUGGCUCUCACACUCUUCGUCUCUUCUUCAGCCAUAUCAAGCCACCAUCAUCACAACCGCCCAACAGUCUACCUCCUCCGGCAUGGCGAGAAACCCGCAGAUCGAGACAACCAUGAGCUGAACAAGGAUGGCUACAAGCGAGCAGAGUGUCUGCGCACGGUAUUCGGAGAGGAUUCUCCGUUCGAUAUCGGAUAUAUCCUCGCGCCCCGCGUAAAGAAGAACGGCGACCACAGACGCUCCUUCGAUACCGUCCACCCUCUCGCUAAAGACCUCGGUCUCCCUGUCGAUACCUCCUGCAAGCGGAACCAUGCCAAGUGCGUAGCAAAGCAUAUCAAGCGGUAUGACGGUGAAGGGGACAUUCUCGUUUCAUGGCGCCAUGGGAGGAUGGCGGAGAUCGCAGAGAGAUUGGGAGUCGAGGAACCGCCCGAGUACCCCUAUCAUCGGUUCGAUCUCGUCUGGACGAUCCCGUAUCCCUAUGACAAGGUCACGAAGGUCUGGAGUGAGGAGUGUCCCGGGUUGGAUGAGAAGAGCAAUUCAUCGCCGUUGAAGAUCCAAGUGUAA
Molecule: messenger RNA, 597 nt
Organism: Aspergillus chevalieri
Lineage: Eukaryota; Fungi; Ascomycota; Eurotiomycetes; Eurotiales; Aspergillaceae
Product: putative phosphoglycerate mutase family protein
Exons: 3
Coding region: 1-597 (198 amino acids)
Source: RefSeq, a predicted model, not a curated record